CGCCUCACUGAGGACGUAGACUAGUGAAAGGGGAGGGUCCUCGGAAAACUCUAUCAUGUCGGGAGCCCCGGAAGUGGGUGAAGCCGCUCACCUGAGUCUCCCAACACCAGCACCUUCACCCGAUCCAGGGACGCCAUCUCGCCACCGCCGGCCCGGGGUUAACGCCUGUUCCGGAAUUGUUCGCCAAAUGAGCGCUGGGGAUGGGGACAGAACCUUCCAUUUCAUUGGCCAAUCGGAAAGUGACCGUCUUGAUUGAAGACUGAUUGGCCGGCCCGUUUAAAUGUGGCGAGUGGGCCGCAAACGAGUCGCAGGCCUACGACGUCGGCUUGGUCGCAGGAGUGGCGUGCGUGGCUCAUUGGAGCCGGUAGUUGAGGCGCUCAGAGACGCUGUAGUGGGAGUGUUCGAGGAUUCGCUUUGUAAAAGUUGAAAUUUGCUGCAAAAAGAUGGCUGACCCAGAUGUCCUCACUGAGGUUCCAGCAGCAUUGAAGAGGUUAGCCAAGUAUGUGAUCCGGGGGUUUUAUGGCAUUGAGCACGCCUUGGCUUUGGACAUCUUGAUCCGGAACCCCUGUGUGAAAGAAGAGGAUAUGCUGGAGCUUCUGAAAUUUGAUCGGAAGCAACUUAGAUCAGUUUUAAAUAAUUUAAAGGGAGACAAGUUCAUCAAAUGCAGAAUGAGGGUAGAGACUGCUGCAGAUGGAAAAACCACUCGUCAUAACUACUACUUUAUUAAUUAUCGUACUCUUGUUAAUGUGGUAAAAUAUAAACUGGACCACAUGAGGAGGAGAAUUGAAACUGAUGAGAGAGAUUCCACCAAUCGGGCUUCCUUCAAAUGUCCUUGUUGUAGUAAUACUUUUACAGACUUGGAAGCUAAUCAGCUCUUUGAUCCCAUGACAGGAACUUUCCACUGUACUUUUUGCCAUACAGAGGUAGAAGAAGAUGAAUCAGCAAUGCCUAAAAAAGAUGCACGCACACUUUUGGCAAGGUUUAAUGAACAAAUUGAGCCCAUAUAUAAAUUGCUUCGGGAAACAGAAGAUGUCAACUUGGCCUAUGAAAUACUUGAGCCAGAACCCACAGAAAUACCAGCCUUGAAACAGAGCAAGGAUCACACAGCAACUACUGCCGGAGCUGCUGGCCUGGCGAGUGGGCACCACCGGGAAGCGUGGACCACCACCAAAGGUCCCUCCUAUGAGGACUUAUAUACUCAGAAUGUUGUCAUUAACAUGGAUGACCAAGAAGAUCAUCGAACCUCACUGGAGGGGAAAUCUGCCAAAGAGCGACCCAUUUGGUUGAGAGAGAGCACUGUCCAAGGGGCAUAUGGAUCUGAAGAGAUGAAGGAAGGUGGCCUAGAUAUAGAUUCAUUUCAGGAGCGUGAGGAAGGCCGUGCAGGGCCGGAUGAUAAUGAGGAGGUCAUGCGAGCACUGCUUAUUCAUGAGAAGAAGACCCCCUCUGCCACAGCAGGCUCAGUGGGGGCGGCAGCUCCUGUGACUGCUGCUAAUGGCAGUGACUCGGAAAGUGAGACCAGUGAGUCAGAUGAUGACACACCACCCCGACCAGCAGCUGUGGCUGUGCACCAUCGGGAAGAAGAUGAGGAGGAUGAUGAAUUUGAAGAAGUAGCAGAUGACCCUAUUGUCAUGGUGGCUGGCCGUUCCUUCUCCUACAGUGAAGUGAGCCAGCGGCCAGAGCUGGUGGCCCAGAUGACACCAGAGGAAAAGGAAGCAUACAUAGCAAUGGGACAACGCGUGUUUCAGGACCUCUUUGAGUGAGCUAUCCCUGAUUUUUCCUUCUUUCUCUAAUACUCAUUUCAAAAAGAAAUUCCCUACCUUUGAAGAGAAAUGUUUAAGUGGCUUUCUGCCCUUCUUGAUGUAAAGUGACUAUUAAUUUGCGCAAAGAAUAAUGGGAGAGAAAGUUUCAUUUUUAUACCAGAAACUUCCCAGCAAGGUAGGUUGCUAUAAUCACUCUUUCUCUACUAGUAUUAUAGUACUUUUUUUACUAUAUUUCCCUACCUAAUCUUUUUCCUUUAUCUUCUUUUUAAAAUGUCUGCAUGCAAAAGCCCACCUUGAUGGGUUGCAGUAAUUCUGAGCAAGCAUUCUGAACAUUGUUUUCAACCGAAGCAGCUUGCCAAUAGACAAAUUGAGCGGGGGGAGGGCAGAAAUUUGAAAACUUCAUACUGCCUCACAUUUGAAAGUGGAAUCAAUAAGGAAGGAGAAGUGGGAGUGUUUGUGUUUAAUGCCUUUUUGAUUUGGAUUUUGGAUGCUAAAAAAACAGAAAAUUGUUUGAUAAAUCUGUAUGAAGAAAUUAGAAAAGUAGACAUAAGACAAGGAGUCCAUGUAAAAGUUGAGGAGUGGAGAACAUUAGGAACAAUGCCUUUUGAGUUUGUGCUGAUUUGGAAAUUGAGACUCGUCCCCCAUUUUCCUUUUUUACAGACCUCUUGUCAUUGCCAUAAAUUAUUUAAUGAGGCCAUUUCAGCAGAAAAGAGCAUAUAACAACAUUUGGUUGCUCCGUUCUUCCUGCCACCCUCAAAACUAUUAAAGGCCUAUUUUGUUUCUCGAUUCCUAUCUUUUAGACUCCAUCCAGGGUUUGUUGAGCAUUGCAACCUCAAGGAACAUUACUUUUGAUUUUGAUAUGUAGCGUAGUCUAUUCCUUAAAGCAGAACUUUAAAAAUAAAGAAUUUCCAUACAAGAAACUAUCUAUAACAAUGUGUUUUUGUAAUAUUUUCCCUUGUAAUGUAAUUUUUUAAGUAUUUAUCAUUUUGUAUGUGAGUGAAGAUAGAUUUUAGAGUACCUCUGCCUUGUAUGAAAUAAUGUUCAGUGAGUUUGUAUUAAUGACUGAAUAUUGACAAUAAACUUAUUUUUUCCAUCUGAAAGUAAAUAUAUAUAUAUAUAUAUAUAUGUAUAUUUUAGAAAUACUUCUUACCCAUACACCUGUACAGUUUCAGGUGUAUAGCAUUAUAAUUUGACAUCUGCAUAUACUUUAUUAUAAUCACCACCAAAAAUCUACUUUCCAUCCACCAUGAAAAUCUAUAUUAUGCUGACUGGAACUUGUUAAUUUCUAGCUCUGUGAUAUCUUGGAGCAUAAGUAGAAUGAAUACUCUUCCCAUUAAAAAAAUGUCUCAGACUUUUUUAUUAGUCAUGUUUCAAGUAAUAGAUACCAUUGUGUGUGGUCUAAACUUUUUUAUGACAAUACAUAGUUUUAAGAAUGACUUUUAUGUAUGUACCUUGUACAUAAGGGGCUAGUCAACUUUUAAACAGUUUGUUAGACUUCCAUAGUUGUAGAAGUUCAUUUAAAAAAUAAAAUAUUAAUCAGAUGUUAAGUUUUAAAAACAUGAUUGUAGGCGAGCUGUUAGCUCUUUAUUCCGAUGAGUAAAUAUUUCUCAGUUUUUUCUUGAAUCUAAUUUGCAUGUUUUAUUUUCUAAAACAACUAUUCUAUUGCUUGCCAUUAUCUACCAGUUUCUUAGUCAUAUAGCCUAGUUGUGUAUUUCUUUUGUCACCCUCUUGUAGUCUUGCAGCAAUACUGAAACAGAUUUCUCUCUCCAGUCUUAAGUGUCCAUCCUACCACCUCAAUCUUUAACUGUUCUUCAGUAUGUGUUUCUCUUUGAAACAUUUUUCAUCUAGAGAAACAACUCUGAAUUCAUAUUCAAAAUUAAUCUAAAAAUAUGAUUUAAUAUGUAGAAUUUUGGAUAUUACUCCUUUAUCUCAAUAACUUACCUAAUGAUGUGAUAGUUUGAAAUGUCAUGAUCUGGUGGUUUCUCUCUUUUGAGUGGGAUAAUUAUCUGAUGAGAGAAAGACCAGUCAGUGACAGAAUAACCCAAAAUGAGGUUCCUGCCAGUUAGCCAGCAUCUAGUAAGAGCAGGCUCACACACAAGAUCUCUUGAUAUAUGUAGUCACAGUAUCUGUUGACCUCACCACAGCAAGAGUUGUCACACCUUCUGUAAUAAGGGAUGGCCAGGAACUCAUUUUCUCUGAGUGAAGGUUGACUCUUGUAGUAUAACUCAAUUAUCAGCUGCCCAGAUGUCCUGACCUUUCCACUGUCCUUUAAAAUUUAAAUUGAACUUUUUUUAUACUAAUGUCAUGCAAUACUUAUUAUUUCUUUUGAGGGGACAACGGGGUUGGUGGUUUAUGUUCUCCUGUUUUGUCUCCCUACUUCCUGGUUUCUCUACCUCUACUCCCCACUACCCACUUCCACAGAACCAUCAACGUAAGUCUGUAGCAGAGCUUCACUGAGGUUUUAGGGUAAUGGGGAGUGGGGGACAGGCAACAAGAGGGACUAGUGUCAACACUGUAGUCAUGGAAUAGAAGAGUCGAUGGUGUGCACCCUUGUUUUUGUUUGUUUUCUUUUUAGUUAUAUCCAAAAAAGUUAGGUUUAUUAGAAGAAAGGAAGGGAGAAUAAGAUGUUUGCACAGAUACAAGCAGGCAGAAAGAGCUGUUGCACCCUUGUUCUUGCAGAUUCUGCCACUCUUCCAGUUAGAAUCCUUCCUCCAAAUCUUUCUAAAGCUUCAACUUCCGUUUUCCUUCUCUUCCUCACCCCUUUCCUUCCAAAGUCCUUGGAAAGUUGUAUUAGAAAAAAAUACUUGGUUCUUUAUUUUAUUCCUAUUGCAAAUAGUGCCUUGAAUACUCAUAUUAUAUCCAAAGAGAUCUAUCAAGAUGUUUUCCUAACCAAGGAACCAUCUGUCACCUCUAGGAGGAUUAACAAGAAACUUUUUUCUCUUCCCACUACAUUUAAAAACAUUACCCAUUUUACUUUGCCAGAAGAUGAUGAAUAAACCACCCUGGCCCUAAGUUGGUGACCCAUAACCUUGUAUCUGGUAAGAAAUUGUUUUAUUUGUAUCUGCUCUUAAAGUUGAAGCCUUAUUCUUCAAGGCCCCCUUUUACCAAAACACCAUAAGAUAUAGUAAAUUGAAAUGAUUAAAAGAAAAUAACCAAUUUGGUUUAGCCUGAAAUUUCAGGAGAAGACAAGGUUCUAGUCUCAGCUUUAGCCAACUCUACACUUGUACUAUAACACUAUUAAUCUGAUAUAAUCUCUCUGGGUCCAUUUCUCAGCUGUCCAUAAUCAGACUUUUGCUGGUAGCACCAAUGAUUCCUUUCUGCUCUAAUAUUUUACAGAGGUAUAUGGUAGAUAAUAGAUUUUAAAAUGAGGUCAAACUAAAAAAAAAAAACCACAAAAAUCAGAAUCUUCUGAUAUGCUACAGCCAAUGAAAUCCUGUGAAGAAUAUUUUAAUUGAAUGAGUAGUGUAGGUGCCUUGUUUAGGAUUUAGAAUGUAGUAAAACAAAGUAUAGCAAUGACUGAUUGUGUUUUAUAAGGUACUUCAUUUCUAAUAAUGUUGAGGAAGAAAUAAUUGAAUUUUUCAUAACUCUUUUGGUAUUGUUUUGAGAGAGUUGGACACUGAAUAAGAACAAGAUUGGGAAGAACAGUUCAUUUUCUUUUCUACCAGUUGGCUCUAUGGCUUGAUUCCCAGCCAGGACCACAAUAGAAAGACUUACAUAUGUACUUUUUGGUGCUCUUUAUUCUGGACUUUAAAUAAAGUAACUAAGAAAUGUCAAUCAAAACAAGUAUGACAAUUUUUAGAAUUUAGAAAUUGGUGUAAUUCCACCUUAUAUUUGUUCCCAACAAAGUUAUUUCACAUAUGUUGUUUCUAGCAGAGGUGGGCUACUAUCCUUGGUUUUUAAAUAUAUAUAUUAAAAAAAUCUCUUGGGAAGUGAAGAUUUUUCAGAAGAAACUGGCACUAUGGUAAAUUUACUAUCCUGUUGACUUUAUGUUAUAAAAGAAGGAAAAUAAACUGAACAAGGCAAGUAUAGGUAAACAAGUGAAGCCAAGUGCAUUGGGAAGUGAAAAAAAUUGUGAAAUUUCCACCUCUUCCUUUGCAGAACUAAAAGAAUGAACUAAUUCUAGUGUGCCCUGAAGGGAAGGAAUGUAUACCUUAGCUUCUCUUUAAAAACAACUUCAAAUCCUUCUGAGUUCUAGUGGCUAACUUUCCUGUUUUCAUUUGUGAGGCGUGCAGUCCUAGUACACGACCCAGUUUCAAAAGUCAAUGCACGUUUCCCAUGACACACUUACCUAGUAUAAAUAAGUCUGAGAAAUGAGUCUGGUAGAAGUCUGGUCCCAGGUCCUAAAGUGCAUUGAAUUAUUUUAAGGCAGACAUGGUGGUUGUGCAGUUUUUGUUAUUGUUGCUGUGUCUAGGCUUUGGUUAUUUAAAAAUCCAUCCAAUAGAAAAAAAUAGAUAACAAGAAAACUCUCCACCCAGUCCACCACAUCUCACUACCCCAAAGUAAACAUUAUCAAUAGACUUUUUAUAGACCGUUAGUCUUUUUAUAGACUUUUUAUAGACCUUUAGAAGCAGCAUACCUACAGAUAUAUACUGCAUUGCUUUUUAAGUUAAUGUAAUCAUACACACAUUGCUACUUGAGUUUUAAGUAUCUUGGAGGUCUUUCAUUAUCAGUAAAUUUAGAUCUGCUUCAUUUUUAGAAAUAAAGACUAGUUAGAAUUUUAUAACAUAAUUUUAUGAUCGUUUAUGUAAUAAGUUUCCAGUUUUCACUAUUAAAGUGCUGUAAUGAACUACCUUCACAUUUUAUUUUCUUGAGUAUUUCUAUUUCUGUAGGAUAGAUCAUGAAAGAGUAAUAGCUAACCAAAAUGCAUAUCUGUGUUAAACUUUGACAGAUAUUACUGUUCAAAAAGAUCCCUGAAUUUUAAAUAGGGGGACAAUUUGUAGUGUAGAUGCUGGAGAUUAUUAAAGCCAUUUCAGUACACUUAUGAGUAAUUCGAUCUGAAGACCCAUUUUAAAUCAGUGGAAGAUGGAAAGGAGAGGACAGAUUUGAGAAGCUUUAGGGAGGUAGAAUUAAUGGAUUUGGUGACUGGAUAGGACAAUACCUUGCAGAAGUGUGGGUUUCUGAUAGGAGAAUGAUUCUAUUUAUCACAAUUGGAAAUAGAAGAGGAAGGUUUUGCUCUUAUUUCAGCUCUCCAACUCAGUAAAUGGCACCACCAUUUCACCUACAAGUCUAUAGUUGGUCAUCUUUUCUUUUUUUCAUUGAACAUCUCAUUCAUCAAGUUCUGUCAGACUUAAAAUAUACUCUAAUUUGUAAAAUCUAAUUUUGAAGAUAGAGAUGACAGAAUUUGCUGAUAAAUGGAAAAUGUAUUCUAAAUCUGACCCCAUUACUUCCACCACUACCAACCUAAUCCAAACCACAUCAACUCUCACCUUGGCUGGGGCAGCAGCCUCCUUACUGGUUUUCUACAUCUACUCUUAACCAUCUCAUACACCCCCACCCAUACAGGAUUUUGACCAUUCCCCACAAAUACAGUAUUUUUAAAAAUGUAAAUCAGGUGAUGUCACACACAUACACCACUCCCUUAUUCUUUGUUCCUUAGAAUAAUAUCUAAACUCCGUACACCUUUUUGUAGACCCUAAGUGAUCUGGUCCCUAAGUACUUUUAUGACCACAUUUACUAUUGUCCUUGUUAACUGCUCCUAACUACUCUAACUACUUUGCCAUUCUCUCUGUGUGGCAAGUAAGUGGUUUUUCUUACCUUAGGUUUUUGCUGAAACUGUAUUCUCUGGUAAAAGACUCUCCCCACUCUUGUUACUUUAUUUUCAGCUCAAAUGACACUUUCUCAGAGAAGCCCUAUCCAAAGUAGUUACCUCUCUAUUCAUGGUUACUUUUUUUUCUUUGUGGGACCCUCACCGGUGGCCCGGAAACGAACCGGCACUUGCAGCCCAGCACUCAACUGCUGUGCCACCAGGGAAGGCCCUACAUUUUUUUUUUAAAUAGAAAAAUUCCUAUUUGAAAUGAACUUCUUUAUUUCUUAUUUAACUAUGUCAAUCUUUCCUACCCAAAACUAAGCUCCCCGAGGUCAGGCUAUUAGCAUAUAAAAUUAAUUCUGGCACAUAGUAGGUUUGCAAUACAUGUUGAAUGAUAGAUGGAAAGAUGUAUUGGCAGUUGGAGAACAGAGUCUUUUUCCACCAAGGCUGAUUAUUGUUCCUGCCUGAAUUGCGAAAAUAAAUAUUUUCUCAAUCAGUUAAUUAUGUUCACUUGUAUAGUCCCUUGUACCUAGGGCUGUGUCUCCUUGGCUGCAGCCAGUGAGACCUAGAAGAUUCAAUUCUGGGAAGCCAUUAGCUUUAAUGUUUGUGGGAAAAAAGUAUUUAGUGAGUACUUUAUUUAGGGCUGCACUGUCCAAUGAGGCGCCACUCCUGUUGCUAUUGCGUGCUUGAAAUGUAUCUACUCCAGAUUGAGAGAUGCUAUAAAUAUAAACACACAGCAAAUUAUGAAGACUUGGUAUGGGAAUAAAAAAGGUAAAAUAUCUAAUUUUUUAUACUGAUUUUGUGUUGAAAAGAUAAUGCUAUAGGUAUUGGAUUAGAAGAAAUACACUAUUUAAAACAAAUCACCUGUUUGUUUUUACUGCUUUUUAUGUGGCUAUUAAUUUAAAACAGCAUAUAUGUUGCUUGCAUUAUAUUUCUGUUGGACAGCAUCUUUUCUUUAGGUGCUAGAGUUACAUGUAUUAUACUUUGUGAUUAUUUGCAUUUUUUCUCAUAUACAAGUUUUUGAAUGCUGUACCUUACACUCCUCUUCUCUACCAGAAAGGUAGGCUUUGUUUUGUUUGUAGGCUCAUAGUUCUUGGGAACAAUAAUGGAUUUUGCUUAUGUUUAAUUUUUCCCCUUUUGGGAAUGGGAGUGAGCUGGGUGAGGUAUUUUGUGCUUCUUUGCUUGCUUUUGUUUUCCUGAAGAGGCAAAUGUAGGGAUAAUGUUAGCAUUAGAACUGAUGUUAGUUAGAACUGAUAAUUUGUCAACUACUGAGAUCAAUGGUGUGAUGUUGAAAGUACUGCUGACUCCUAGGUGACUGAGGAACCCAAGCACCCUGCAAAGCCAUUCUGGAGAUGGAGGAGCUAAGGCCAGUGCUGAAUCAGGAGAGUUGGAAGCCCAAUAUGUUGCUCAAUGGUGAGUGCUGAUCUUCGUAACAAAGGGCAUUUUUCCAGCAACUGAUGAAACCACCUAACCAAAAGUACAUCUAACACACACAUCUAACCCAAGGCUUGCAUGUGAAUUUGUUCUCUUAGUCUAUGUUAACGUCAUUCUUUAAAGAGAAAAAUUGUAAAGGACAAAGAUUGUGCUAAUUUCUUCAGCAAGAGGUUUUAUUUGUCUCAUAAUAAAAUUGUUGGUACUGUGACUGCCUUCACGAUAUCAAAGACCCAGAUUUCUUUUAUCUUUAUCCUCAGCCAUUUCUUUUAUCUUGGCAAAUGUUUGUUGCUUCAUGGUCAUAAAAACUGACUCACUUUCAUCUAGAAAGAAGUAGCAUUUUAGUGGGAUAAAUUCACUGACUAGCUAAGUCAGUGUCCUCCCUUUUUUGUUUUUGGACUUUUUAAUUGUGAAAUUUACAUGCCACAAAAUAACCAGUUUUAAGUGAACAAUUCGGUGGUAUUUAGUACAUUUAGUGCAUUCACAAUAUUGUACACCUACCCUCUCUAUCCAGUUAAAACAUUUUCAUCACCCCGAGAGAAAAUCCAAUACCCAUUAAGUAGGCCCUUUCCCAGACCUUGGCAGCCACCAGUUUUCUUUCUGUCUCCAGAAGAGAUAUUUUCAAAGUUUAUCCAU
This is a messenger RNA of Talpa occidentalis (Iberian mole), 9573 nucleotides long. RefSeq names its product general transcription factor IIE subunit 1 (gene GTF2E1). Gene Ontology annotation, cellular component: transcription factor TFIIE complex. Lineage: Eukaryota; Metazoa; Chordata; Mammalia; Eulipotyphla; Talpidae. Bases 444 to 1760 code for a protein of 438 amino acids. Gene Ontology annotation, biological process: transcription open complex formation at RNA polymerase II promoter; transcription initiation at RNA polymerase II promoter. The record is from RefSeq and is a predicted model, not a curated record. The transcript has 6 exons.